Messenger RNA from Zophobas morio, 1104 nucleotides. It is a transcript of the gene Spt-I, whose product is annotated as Serine palmitoyltransferase subunit I. The record is from RefSeq and is a predicted model, not a curated record. Bases 1 to 1104 code for a protein of 367 amino acids. Gene Ontology annotation, cellular component: endoplasmic reticulum. The transcript has 13 exons. NCBI's taxonomy places the organism in Eukaryota, Metazoa, Arthropoda, Insecta, Coleoptera, Tenebrionidae. Gene Ontology annotation, molecular function: pyridoxal phosphate binding; serine C-palmitoyltransferase activity. Gene Ontology annotation, biological process: ceramide biosynthetic process; sphingosine biosynthetic process.
AUGAUAAUUAUUAUUUUUUACUUUAUAUAUGAGCAUACUAUUAAAGUCCUUCAAAAGUAUGGUGUGGGUUCUUGCGGCCCGCGUGGCUUUUACGGGACUAUCGAUGUUCAUUUGAUUCUUGAAAAUGAACUCGCAAAGUUCUUAAACGUUGAAGAAGUUAUUAUUUAUUCUUACGGAUUUGCGACCAAUUCUUCUGCCAUUCCGCCUUAUUCUGGCCGCUCGGACAUAAUAUUCUGUGACGAGGGCCUCUCUUUUUCGAACCAAACUGGCUUAUUAGCUGCCAAAAGUCGAGUUAUUUGGUUCCGGCAUAAUAAUAUGCAGCAUCUCGAAGAACUUCUAAACCAGCAAGCUCAAGAAGAUCGAAAAAAUCCGAAAAAAGCCAAGCAUAUACGCCGCUUGAUAGUCGUGGAGGGUCUCUAUAGAAACUACGGAGAUAUCUGUCCUCUGCCGCAACUCCUUCAGUUUAAAAAAAAAUAUAAAUGCCGCAUUUUCAUAGACGAAAGCAAUUCUUUUGGGGUUUUGGGAAAAGGCGGCCGCGGAGUUACAGAGCAUUACAGUAUUAAUCCUGAAGACGUCGAUCAGAUAUACGCCUCUAUGGAAAAUGCUUUGGCUUCUGUUGGUGGCUUCUGUGCCGGUUCUAAAUUUUUAGUGGACCAUCAAAGACUUCAAGGAAAAGGCUAUUGUUUUUCAGCUUCGCUUCCUCCUAUCAAUGCGGAGGCGGCUCGCUUGGCUUUGCAAAAGUUACAAAAAGAUUCAAAACUUUUAAACAAUCUAAAAGAAAAUGUUGAUUUUCUUUGGAAGGAAUUACUAUCCUUCCGCAUGAAACUUCAUAUUUGUGGGUAUAGACAGAUUAGCCCAAUUAUUCAUCUUCGUCUUCCAGAAUCUGCAACAACACGCGAAGAAAAAAAACAAAUUCUUCAAAGUGUUGUUGAUUUUUGUUAUAAUAACGGCGUUUUGCUGGUAAUGCCGGAGUAUAUUGAAUCUGCAGAAAAGCAUCUUCCCGAGCCGAGCAUUCGAAUCACCGUUUCUUCAAAACAUACUAAAGAUGAAUUAAGAAAAGUAGCCUGCACGGUUAAUGAAGCUUCCCUUUUCGCCCUCGGUUAA